AUGCCUAGGACCAGGGUCAAUCACUUUCGAGGCUGCAAACCUGUAAAGGUGGCAUCAGGUGCGCUGUGUGCUCCAGAGCUGGGGGGGUUUGAGUGGACCAUUGCAUCAAAAAGAAGGUUGAAGCGAACUGGAGGGCUUUGCUCUGCGUGUGACAAGGGUCACUGUUCUCUGCCACUGUUGCCCCUUGCUUUGAGGGAUUCAUCCAGCGUGGACUCUGGCCGCCUUGUACUAGUCAACGGUGUCAUCAUUCAGACAUCCAGCACACGUCCGGAGUGCAGCAUCAUGCAGGAGAUUGAAGAGGAGCGCAACCAGUGCUUGGCAGAGCUGACCGGGGAUAACCAGACUUCAGGUUGCAGAAGGCAAUGGGACAACAUUACGUGCUGGCCCGAAGCAGAAGUGGGAGAAGUUGUGGUGAGGCCAUGCCCAAAGUAUCUCAGAUUCCUCACCAAUUAUCUCGGGAAUGUGACCAGGAAUUGUACAAGCCAAGGCUGGACAGAUGUGUACCCUGCGCCAUAUGCCCUAGCUUGUGGAUAUGAUUCCAACAGCACUCCAGGGGAAGAUCAAACAGCGUUCUAUGGCACAGUCAAGACCGGCUACACCAUUGGACAUACCUUGUCACUCAUUGCUCUCACAGCUGCUAUGAUCAUUUUAUGUCUCUUCAGAAAACUACACUGUACUCGAAAUUAUAUUCACAUGCACCUCUUCAUGUCCUUCAUAAUGAGAGCCAUUGCAGUCUUCAUAAAAGAUGUUAUCCUUUUUGAGAGUGGAGAAUCUGAACACUGCUUUGUGAGCUCAGUUGGCUGCAAAGUCAUGAUGGUUUUCUUUCAGUACUGCAUCAUGGCCAACUUCUUCUGGCUGCUUGUAGAAGGCUUGUAUCUUCAUACCCUGUUGGUCAUCUCCUUCUUUUCAGAGAGGAAGUACUUUUGGUGGUACAUCUUGAUUGGCUGGGGUGCCCCUUCUGUGUUCAUCACCGCUUGGACUGUUGUCAGGAUUUACUUUUUUGAUGUUGGGUGCUGGGAGGAAAUAAUGGAAUCCCCAUUCUGGUGGAUCAUUAAAACUCCUAUUUUGGUGUCUAUUUUGGUGAACUUCAUUCUCUUCAUUUGCAUUAUCCGUAUCCUAGUCCAGAAGUUGCAUUCACCAGAUGUCGGGCACAACGAAACCAGCCAAUAUUCGAGACUGGCCAAGUCCACCUUGCUGCUGAUCCCUCUCUUUGGCAUUCACUACAUCAUGUUUGCUUUCUUCCCUGACAAUUUCAAAGCAGAAGUUAAGCUUGUCUUUGAGCUCGUGGUUGGAUCAUUCCAGGGAUUUGUGGUGGCAGUGCUGUACUGUUUCCUCAAUGGGGAGGUCCAAGCUGAGCUCAAGCGAAAGUGGCGGAGGUGGCAUCUGGAACGGUUCCUGGGCUCGGAUAUGAAGUAUCACCACCCUUCCUUGGGCAGCAACGGCACCAACUUCAGCACCCAGAUCUCCAUGCUGACCAAGUGCUCACCAAAGACACGCCGGUGCUCUGGCUUCCAGGCCGAAUUCUCUCUGGUGUGAUGGGGAGAGACUCUGAGCACUGAGCAUCUGAGAGAGGAACAGGGAGAAGGAUCCCCAGGAAUCAGUGAUACAAUGACAAACCCUUAUGAAAUGAAAUGCUCCACAUGAGCCAACAGAGGACACAAAACUGGAAAAGCCACUGGCAUCCAGAACAAGAUCAGACAAGCCAAGAGGCAGAGAAAUAUUUUUCUUCUCCCUCUUUUCAGAUCUUUCACUCUAAGUUGAUGCCCUCAGGGGUUGAUAACUAUGAGUAAAGGUCCUAGUCACUUGAGGAGAGCCUGGGAGGUCAUAUUGUGUCAUAAAUAAUGAAGUAAGGAGAGCAAAGGGAGCCUGAGUCCUUGGUGGCUUUACCAGAACCAGCGUCUCUGAAACAGAUAAAUUGCACUUUUUUUUUAAAUGAGCCAGUCAAAGAGAGAGGGAAGCAAGAAGUGGUAUUGGAAAAAAUGCCAAAUGUAUGAAUGUGCCAAAAAUCCAGUUGAUAAGGGGUGGUGAUAAGGCACCAAAGAGAGAAUCAGGGGCAGCAGGGAGAAGGAACAGAAAAAACAAGCAGCAGCGGGAGAGGCCAGCAAACGGCCCCUGCCCCUGCAUUUUACAUUUACAAAGAAGAAGCUGCAGCGGCAGGAAGGCCCCCUCAGAGGAUAUCCCAACAUUGGACUGUCUUCUGCUAAUUGCCCACUGUCCAUUCCAUCCUCGUUAGCAAAAGCUUUCCAAGCGCCUUGGGUGUUCCUCUUGAAAAACAGCUUGCUGAGAAGGAACAGUGUGAAUGCCCUUCUCUGCACUAUGUUCAUGACAUCGUAUUUUGUUUGGUUGAUUUCGAUGAACAGGGAACUCUCAGUUUGCAUGUAUAAAAAACCAGGUACAGAUGCCAAAAGCAGAGCAUGGCUGUGUUUUUCAUUUUGUUUAAGUUCGCCCAUAGAUCUUGGUGCAUUACCGCACCCAGGAUCAUUAGGGAUCAGGGGAAAACAAUUGAUCUGUAAUUCGUUUGCACUUGCUUAACACACGCUGCCAGGAAAGAGAGAUAUAGAACCCUGUAAUCCUUAAUUGAAUCAGACCUGCCGUAAGGAGCGACUCUCUAGAUGAAAAAAUUAGCUUCACAGCAGCAAGCAAAAUUGCUUUCAUCAAAACAAGGUUGGCUCAGCAUGUAACUGGCGCUCCAGGAGUCAGGAAGGAGUGAAGGAGCUAUUAAAUUGAUUUCUGCUUCAGCUUUUGCAGGGAGCUUUCAUCCUAUGAUGAAGGCACUGUUAGAUCUUUAAAAUGUGCAUGUGCGUCUUGUCUCUUCUGUAAAGGCCUAUUAGUUUCCAUAUUAAGGCAAACCCUGUUUGAAGAAUGUACACAGAUGGUGUUAAGACCAAGGGAAACUUUCUUUUUCUUUUCUUUUCUUGGCAGAGGGGAGAAGGAAUGGGGUGCAGCUGAAUUCUGCUCACAAGAGCCAGGCUAGCAGCUGGGGAGAUCAAAGUCGCCGGUUCGCAGCGCUGCAUGGGCAACUCACGCUUAGACCCUGCCGUUGACGCAGCCCCUGUAAUCUCAAACCCAGGCAGAAGAUAGACAGGACUAGGAUGCUCAUGAUUGUUUCUGUAUGUGUGUCCUGCCCAAUUGACUUGAAUGGAGUCACACCCAUUUUUCACCAAAGAGUGUGAAAUCACUGCCCAGCCCAGGUAUACGCUUGGUGGUAGGGCUGCUGUCAUCCUUUUGUAACCUGUAGUAAGUGCUGUCAUCAUAACGGAAAGUCUGGAUCAUCAAAAUGAUGCAUGUACAUGGAAGGGAAAUUAGACUCCUCUUUCAGUGUUCAGAGGUCUCAGCUUGUCCACCAGGCACUUCCAGCACCGGGAUGUCUUCUUUCCAACUGAAGGGUAGCUCAUUGAUGGGAAACGUCUUUAACUUGGUGGGUGUGGGUUUUGUUCUCGUUGGUUUUUUUUUUUUUUUCUCUCUCUGUUUGUUCGUUUGUUUUAAGCAUCUGUGUUUCUCUACCAACAAACCACACUGAGCCCAGGAGAGCUGCAAAUCUGGAUGUCCAGUUUCCUUCUCAGUUCUGAGGCUGUUGCACCAAGCCAUAUCCCUCCCUGGAGUUACACCUGCUAUUAUUAGAGCUGAAUGUUACCAAAGUAUUUCUCCUCAUGUAUGGAUUGAGGACGGCACUGAAGGCUGAAGUCAGAAAGGGGCAUGAGAUGCUCUGCCAAAACUGCAGUGAAGGGUAGACAUGCACUCAUUAGUUUUCAACGAGCUAGCUCAGAUACUGUCACCGUGUAGCCAUGGUUACCCAGGCUGCCGCUGCACUACCUAAGAGGGUAGGUAGACAGUCAUGUAGAUAGUCAUGCUGAGCUUCAUGCUCCUGGCUUUACAUUCCUGACUGGUCUCCAGGCUGGCCAGGUGCAAGCCAUCUGUGUUAUGGCUACGUUACUCUGAAACCGUAAUAUUAGCAGUUAGAAUCUAACACUGACAUGCCAUGAGAUCUUCGAAAUGCCCUCUUGACAGCUCUCUAAUUCCCACAAUCCAGAAAAACCAUGAGGAUGCUUAAAAUUCCUCCGUGUUGCUUGUACAGAAGCCCUUAUGCCCUGAUGCCCACUGGAGCAAGGUCCACAUCUAAAUCCCACUGGAAUGAGGUCCACAUCUAAAUCCCAGUGAGGUUUGCAGAGGCAAGGACCCCUCUCUGUUUUCAGUACUGGUGUUGCCCUCGUGGACACUUUCAGAACUAAGUUAGGACUCACACAGAAGGUACUAUAGAGAAGUCCCACCAACCCCCCCCUAGUUUUUCUCCCAUGCAUGAUUCAAAGCAGGGAUUUGACUCAACUCUGCAACUUCCCAAGUGAAUGGCUAGCUGCUAGGAAGUCCAAAAGAGAUAGGGGAAAGGGCUCUCAGCUUGCAAGUUGUUCCAGCUGGUAAAACAAGCUUCCUUUUACUGAUUCAGAGUUUGGAACAUCGUCACGCUGUGGAAAAGGUUUGAGCCGUCAGACUGCAAAGUCAUUCACCUUCUUCAUCUGUCGUGGUACCUAUUUAUAUCCAGCUGAUGUGGUGGGCUGCAGGAAAGCACCGCCAAAUCCUGUUAAUGCCUUCACUGAAGUACCUGAGAUGUGAACUCAAAUCCUAGGUCCCAGACACAAUUCCAAGGAGGAAUUUGAGCACAGAGCUGUUGGGCCUAAGUGAAAACCAUCGCCAACCAUCUCCUUUUGAAAUAUGUGGGGGAAACUCUUCCCGUCUAUUUCAGGCAGCCUCAUUGCAGGAGAAGGUUCAUGCCUAUGAGAUCCAAGUAGUAUGAGCAACCUUGUGCGUUUUAACUCUGUGGUUCUUCAACAUCCGUUUCACCUCCAUAGCCUUAUAACUCCAUUUGCAGAAGGACCCACUGCUUUGUAUUUAUAGCUUCGCUUUAGUUUCAGCCUUGUGCUAACCUGUGCCAGCGUCAGACAUAUGCCGAAGGCAGCAUGCAUGGGCUUGCCGUUAAGAGAUGUGACAGGAAAAAAUUAGGCAGCUUAUUUGCCCAUGCUGCAGGGCCUUAUGCAGCCUCUGAUCUGCAUGCACCACCAGGCUGUUUGGCAUGGGAGCCCGAAGGUAGGAUGUGACCUAAACUGAGGGUCUCCCUUGAAAAUAGCUAGCUACAUUAACAUGCCAGGAACAUGGCCCUGAGGACCCUACUUGCAAUUACUUCAUCACUGAAAAUCCAGCUCUGUUGCCAUUAUUCUGUCAUGGGUGUUUCAGAGAUGAAAUGAAUGUGCUGAGAAUACCUGCUGUGACAGGCAUGGCAAUAUUUGUGAUGCAGGCAGUGGAAAGCUGCCAGCCCAGCUGUGUUGGCCUCAUAUUGCAGGAGAACAGAGGAGUCAGUGAUGAAAUAAGAGCUUUUCACUCUGGGGUUACGAGCAAUCAAGUGACCGAAAGGUGUUUCACCACUUGCUCUGGGAUUUAGAUCAGACCCUCAUUUAAGUGACUUACCACAGGAAUUUGGCCCGACAACUUGGCCUCCUUAUGAGUGUGUCCUUUAUCCAGCCCUGCAAUAAAAUAGAGUUCAAAGACCUCGCUGCAACCCCAAACUACCAUCGGAAAGGCAUUGUCCCAAACCAGUGCAGAAUAUGUGAUCAAUUGCUCAGAACUACUGUUAUUUCUCAUAAAGCACAGAUCUGUCCUCUUUUAACUCCAGGGUAAGACAGGAAUGACUCCAGUGAAUGCAGCUGAGUUACUUUGGUGCAAAAUAAGAAGCAUGCUUGGAUGCGUUAAGCUUUUAAAUGUAUUUGAAGAUCAUAAAUUUGGACUCCAAAACUCUUUACAGAAAUCAGGCCAAAUUCUGAUCCCAGCUGCACCAAUUACUUUACUACAGUGCCUCCUGAUUUACGCCAGGAUGGAACUAGAAUUUGACUUUUUGUAAGAAUUCCUUCGUCUUCAGCCUGAAACAGUUUAUUUCCUGUUUAUACAAGUGAGAGCUCAAAUUCACUCCUGUUGAUUAAUCAUUCCAGAUUUCAGUGAUUAAACUAUUACAUAAUUAUUAUUAAGUAGGGAACAAUCAAAAUAUAAAAGUUAAAUAAUUUUCUCAAUAUCCAGAGGUACCUGGUUCAGUGCCAUUAUUAGACUGCAGGUAUUUCUGCUCAGCUGUGACCUACAUGGCUUUGUGCCCCCUCAUAAGUAGUAAGAAAUGAGAAUAUGGCCAUGUUUAGGGUUUAAAAAGGAACUGUAAAGAAAUUGUAGGCUGUGGCAGAAUUUCAGGCUAUUAACCACAUCUAUUUUUUAAAAAGAGAACUAUUCCGCAGCAGAAUUGUUGCUGCAAUCUUGGAAAGAAAAAGGGAGCCCAAACAAGCCCGGGAGACCAAACACCUGACAUUUCCUUAUUUUUUUUCUAUUCUUUUUUUUUUUUUUUUGGUCCAGGAAA
Molecule: messenger RNA, 6385 nt
Organism: Struthio camelus australis
Lineage: Eukaryota; Metazoa; Chordata; Aves; Struthioniformes; Struthionidae
Source: RefSeq, a predicted model, not a curated record